AGUUCAUUGGACAGGGUUUUCAAACCUCAUCUACGAUUGGUUGGUUGUGUAAUGACACUUCCUGCGCGCUAAAGUUAUGAAAGAAAACUCAUUUCACGCUUCACGAAAUGACAGCCACCACAACGCAAACUGAAUAGAACACUAGCUUUUUAUAAUAGUAGCUGAAUGUUGAAAAGGAAUCUAUGCUUUGAGGGUAAAAUGUUCCUAUGAAAGACAUGCAACAUUCAGGCAACCGUAUCGCCAUAGAACAUCGGUAGGAUAAUUUGUAACACUGCUGCAUGUUAUACCCCAGGUAGCAAGUUUAUCUUUAAUAAUUAUAGUUAUUCCGAUAGUUUAGGUUCGGUUUAACAAUGUCAGAUAGAUACAACGAUGUCAAAAUUCUUCUUAAAAACUGGGAGCGUACAUUUCUCCAGGAACACGAGCGAAAACCCAACAAGGAUGAUAUUGACCACGGCCCUGAGGAGACUAAAAAACUCUACAAAGAAUACCGUACCUUGAAAGAAGCUAAAGAGAACAACAAUAGUAAACAUGAAGCACCAACGCCAACUUCAGAGACCAACGGGACAACUAAGGAGUCAGACUGCUGGGGAUCCCACCUUAGCCGCAAGAACAUGCCUGUUGCUUCUCCAAAACUCACCUCCAUAGAAAGGGAAUCGUUGCAGGCCUCGGCUCAGUACUUUGGUAUGAAGCUGAAAUUAAAUCUUGGGUCUUUAACCAAGGACAGACCAGUGACCCUAAAAAAGUCCUACACUCCGCGGAAAACACCACUGAAGACGUUGAAGGCCAGCCAGGAGGAAUCAUGUCCCCCAUCAGUUACUGCUGAUGUUGAACUGCCUCUCCCAAAACCAGCCAACACGUGCCCAGACCCCAGUGCCACCCCUGCGCAAGCAGCCAACACAGACUUGGAUGUGGAGCCUCUUGAGCCUUUUAAGCCUUUACCAGCCUUCACCCCAUCCAAAGCAUGGCGCCCAACACCUGGUGCGUCAGGCAGCUUGGCAGAGAGAGCCCAGCAGCUGCGGCAGUCCGUAACCAAGCGUCUGUCGUCUGUGGACCACGGAUGGCUGCAGCGCUGUCAGGUGUUUGAUGAAGUGGAUGACUGCGAGAGGCCGGUCUCAGGCAACGUGGAGGAUCCUGGCGAGUCGGACGGCCACACUCCUUCGCCUCUCGCCGCCAGCAGCGCUGCCGUGGCCGAGCUGCUGCCGGCCCGUGCCAGCCCGAAUAAACCGGGUCCCGGGGGAGACGGAGUCGCCAGGAACACCCCGACCCAUCCGCAGCCUCCAGACGACAGGCCGCAGAUGGGUGGCGUAACGUCUCCAGCCGAAGCUGCCUGUCUCUGGGACAAGGGCCAUGGCUCCUCAUUAGAGCCCAGUGUUGGAGGAGGAGGAGGAGGAGGAGGAGGAGGAGAAGGAGGAGAAGGGGAUGGAGAAACCAGACCCGGUCUCGGAGGAGCUGGAAUGGGAGCGGAGUGGGUCGGGACGGAGCGGGCCAGUGGCAUCAGCACCGCCAAGAAACCCCGAGCGAGAGCCAGGAAAGGUCAGGAGGAGGAGGAUGAAGAAGAGCCUGUGCAGACGAAGAAGCGAGGCAAGGAACCGAGGCCGAAGGGGGCGCAGAAAAAGGGCCGAAAGAGGCCAAGGGACGAAGAUGAGGAAGAGGAAGAGGACAAGGGAGAUGGGGAGCAGAAACCAGCAGACUCUGAAGUAAAGCAGGGCACAGCCAAGAAGAGAAGGAGGACCAAAAAGGGAGAGACGAGCACUUCAGACAGCCCCAAAAAAGCAAGAGGCCCACGUGGGCGGAAAAAGAAAGGCACAGGAAGCGGAGGAGACGAAGGAGACGGCAGCGACCCCGAGGAGCUGGAGAAGAAAGUGGUAAAGCAGAAGCCUAGGAUCCCUCAGGAGAACCUGCUGGGGGAGGUGGAUGUGGAGGAUGUGAUGGCCGCCCGCUCCAGGGUAAAGAACUCUGUGAGGCCGAUAGGCACCAAAAACACAGAUGGCAACUUUGUGAAAAUCAACUUGAAGAAAAAAUCUCACGUCAAAGGAUAUGCCUUAAGGGGGGCCGGACUUCGUAAACAGAUGUACAUGCAGAAGUUCCAGCUGAAGGGCGAGCGCUUUGGCGGGUUCUCGGGUCGAGGCCGAGGAGGGUUCUCUGGGCGAGGAGGCCGAGGAGGGUUUGGGGGUUUCAAUCGCCCAGGAGACACAUGCUUCAAGUGUGGUGGCACAGGCCACUGGGCUUCGAACUGCCAGGGAAAAGGUCCGGCUGCUGCGGUGGACGGUGGCGCCUCUGACGCCGAAGAAGAGGAGCCGUUCGAGCUGCCCACCCUGGAGGAGGUUGCCCGGGCGACUGGAACUCUUUGCUCGGAGCCCAUAGUGGUAGCGCCACCAAGUGCGGCGGAGGACGCAGAUGAACAGAAGGAAGGACAGAAGGACAAGCAGGAGGAGAUCCUGUUGAAUGUGAUAAGACCAGACUAUGAGCGGCCUGCUGCUCCAUCUCCAAUGGAGCCCCUGUACAGCCUCACGGAGGAUGGAAAAGUCAGAGCUGCUCCAGAGGAAGUCUUCGAGGCCCUCAGAGACUUUGGAUACAAAUCCUUCAGGCCCGGACAGGAGGUGGCCCUCAUGCGGAUCCUCUCUGGCCUUUCUACCCUCGUGGUGUUGUCGACUGGCAUGGGUAAAUCCUUGGUCUACCAACUUGCAGCUUAUCUCUAUGCCCAGAGGUCAAACUGCAUCGCACUUGUGAUCUCUCCUCUGGUGUCUCUCAUGGACGAUCAGCUGACAGGGUUGCCUUCCAUACUGAAGGCCGCUGCCAUCCACUCCAACAUGUCAAAGAAACAGAGGGAAACGGCCAUAGAAAAGGUAAAAGCAGGCCAGGUGCACGUGCUGCUGCUCUCCCCUGAGGCGCUGGUGGGUGGGGGGCACUCUGGCGCGGGCUGUCUGCCCCCAGCUGACCAGCUCCCCCCAGUGGCAUUUGCCUGCGUUGACGAAGCCCACUGCGUGUCCGAAUGGUCCCACAACUUCAGGCCCUGCUACCUCAGACUGUGCAAGGUGCUGAGGGACCGUCUGGGGGUUCGCUGCCUGCUGGGUCUGACAGCCACAGCCACCCUCUCCACGGCCCUGGAUAUCGCCCACCAUCUGGAGAUCACAGACGAGGAUGGCAUCGCUGUUCGCUCUGCUGCCGUACCACCCAACCUCCAGCUCUCCGUCUCCAUGGACCGAGACAAGGAUCAGGCCCUGGUGUGUCUGCUGAAGGGAGAGCGGUUUGGGGCGCUGGGGUCCAUCAUCAUCUACUGCACCAGACGAGAGGAGACCACGCGCAUCUCUGCACUUCUGCGUACCUGCCUGCAGGGGGUGAUAGUCAAGGAGCCUGCCCUCCCUGCCAAAGAGGAUGACAAUCCUGUAGGCAAGAAGAAGAAAGCUUUGGCCAAGAAGAAGAUCCGUAAGCCGAUAAAGUGGAUCGCCGAGUCGUACCACGCGGGCAUGUCUUCCUCAGAGAGGCGGCGGGUCCAGAAUAACUUCAUGUGCGGCGAGCUGCGGGUGGUGGUGGCCACCGUGGCCUUUGGGAUGGGCCUGGACAAGUCCGACGUGCGAGGCAUCAUCCACUACAACAUGCCCAAGAGUUUCGAGAGCUACGUGCAGGAGAUAGGACGUGCGGGACGAGAUGCAGAGCCUUCUCACUGUCACCUCUUCCUGGACCCGGAGGGCGGGGACCUACAUGAGCUGCGAAGGCACAUCUACUCCGACACCGUGGACUACAUCACCGUGAAGAAGCUCGUACAGAAGGUGUUCCCACCCUGCAAGUGUAGACAGAUUCAUCAGAAGCACCAGGAAAUGGCUCUCCCUGGAAAGGCCGCGGAAGUGGACGACGAUGAGAUGCUUGAGUUGAUGGACGCCUGUGAGGGCUUCGAUGACGGGGAGCGGCCAGGGGUGGAGCCGCCUAAAGACACGCCCAUGGAGGAGGCACCUGACCAGAUCCCCAACACGGAAGAGAAGAACGUACCACUGAGCCCCACGGGGAAGGGGGGACCGCAGACACAGGCCGUCACUCUUCCUGAAGAGGAGGGGAACGUGGGAGAGACGCCUGGAGAAGAGAGAAAGGAGGAGACGUCUGAAGGAGAGAAGGGCAUCACCGUCACGCAGAGAGUGUGCCACACCCACGAGAGAGCCAUCCCAAUGCAGGACACUGUGGAGGCCCUGGACAUCACAGAAGAAGGUCUGGAGACACUGCUGUGCUACCUGGAGCUGCACCCCCAGGCCUGGGUGGAGCUGCUGCACCCGACCCUCUCCAACUGCAGCAUCCAGUGCUACGGAGGCUCGCAACAGCUCCGCACACUCACUAAAAUAUGUCCCCCUGUGGCGGUGGCCCUGGCGCGGAAGAGGAUGGCAGGGGAGAAGGUGGAGGGCUGCAGCGGGCUGGAGUUUGAUGUGGUGGAGCUGGCCGACACCAUGGGCUGGCAGUGUUACCUGGUCAAGAGAGGACUGAGACAGCUCCAGUGGGGCUCAGGGACAUUUGGUGGCACAGGAAGGAGUGGUGUCCACGUUGAGUUCAGCAGCUUGUCCUUCUACUUCCGCUCCUAUGGCGACCUGACCCCGGAUGAGAUGGACCAGGUGUGUGCUUUCCUGCACGGGCGCGUGAAGGCUCAGGAGAUGACACAGCUCUACCAGCUCAAGGCCAGUUUCAAAGCCUUCCGCAGUGUUGCAUACCGGAACUGCAGCCUCUGCGUGGAUGAGCUUGAGGAGGAGAGAAGCCUGAAACUCAAAGAGCUGCUGAGUGAAUACUUCGAUAAGAGGAGAGACCUGGAUAUGAGCAAAGAGUUCCAGCAGGAAAAGGAAGAGGAGGAAUCACUUAACAAAUUCAAGUUGAAGGAUUGGGAGGACCAGAUUCGUGCCGACAUUCGAGGCUUCCUGGCCAACCGCAGUGACGAGAAGUUCUCUGGACGGGCUGUGGCGAGGAUAUUCCAUGGAAUUGGGAGCCCGUGCUAUCCUGCCCAGAUUUAUGGCAGGGACCGCCGUUACUGGAGGAAAUACAUUCAGUUUGAUUUUAAUGAAAUCAUCCGCUUUGCUACACAAGAAAUAAUAAGGACAAAGUGAUAAAAAAGGAUGAACUUAUUCUUGAGUGGCCACUUUGUAGUGAACUUCACAGUGCUGCCCUCUUUGUAUAUAUGUAUCUGUGAGUGUCUGUAUAUUUUAGAGAUGUGUACUGUUUACGGUGUUUUUGUACUUUGAAUUAGUUUUCAUGUGAAUAAAAUGUUUUUUGUAUUAA
This is a messenger RNA of Clupea harengus (Atlantic herring), 5250 nucleotides long. It is a transcript of the gene recql4, whose product is annotated as RecQ helicase-like 4. Gene Ontology annotation, biological process: telomere maintenance; double-strand break repair via homologous recombination; DNA replication. Gene Ontology annotation, molecular function: nucleic acid binding; ATP binding; 3'-5' DNA helicase activity. Gene Ontology annotation, cellular component: nucleus; chromosome; cytoplasm. Lineage: Eukaryota; Metazoa; Chordata; Actinopteri; Clupeiformes; Clupeidae. The record is from RefSeq and is a predicted model, not a curated record.